AUGUUCCUUCGGCGGCUCUGGACGCUCCGACGCAGGUAUUGCUCCGGACCGUUAUUGCUCCUAGGGGUCGCGGUGUGUCUUUUCUACCAGACCCUGAUGGUGGCACGGAGUCGGUUCAAAGGCGGCCCACCUGCGGCUGAUGAACGCAACAAGUCAACGAUGACUGGAGCGUUGGGGGUAUUUGAUGAACUUCUGCAGGACCCUGCGAGGCUUAUUUCUACCCUGGAGGCUUUGGAGAGGGAAAUAUAUGUAAGUGGGCUAAUGAUAGAAGUGCACUUAAAUGCUGUCUAUUGUCUCAUUUCUGUCCUGUGCUUUAGGUAGCCUACAUGCACUUUUGGUUAACUUUGAAUAAUGGAGAUUCAAGGAUAAGCUUUGCUCCAUCCCACAAUGGGAAAAGCUUUUAUCCAAGUCCAUCUCACAAUGACUAUAAGCCAAUUUCAUCAUCAACACAUAUGUGUAUAGGCUUUCUUUAUACAGUGCUGUGUUAGUUGCAUGGCUCUCUAUGCAGCCUGUGUUUUGUCUUUGGGCUCAAAACACUGUCUGAGUUUCAUUAACUUUAAUGAGCAACAACUACCUGAGUUAGCUUCAAGCCUCACAACAACAUUCGUAGAUGUUGACUCCUUGGCAUAGCCUAUAUAACUAACUGGUUGAAACUAUUUUAAUUUUGUUCCCAACUGUUUAAAAAUAGCGAACCGUUUUUUUUUCUUUCUAUGGCUGUUAGUGUUGCGGUAUUUAGAUGAGCGAGCUAGGCGCUCGAGGCUCAAUGCUUAUUGGUCAGCUGGACAUGUGCUCGAGAGGUACCCGGGUAUGGAUUCAGUUAAAUCGGGCUCUUCUCUCCACACAGAUGAUUGACACCUGUAUGGACCUUUUCAAAACAAGGUUGCAUAUCAAUUUCCCGGGUAUUUUAAUUAAUUUAAUCUCUGGUUACCAUCUAUCUCUAAAAACUGAUUCUAGAUCAGCUCUACUUACCCACUUCUAACCUUUAUCAUUAUGGGUUAAAUUUGGAAUGUGUUCCUGGAACAGUUGUUUUAUUAGGCCAUACUUUUCCUUCUCUCAGAGGUUGUCUUGGCCCCAUGGAGAGGAAGGGAGAGAAUAAAUAAACAAGGAGGGGGGAGGGGGGGGGGAGAAGGCGGGAUAGUGUUGCGAGAGAUCUAGAGGGAGACAGAGCGGGAGAGGCAGUCUGUUGGCCUUGUUGACUAUGUGGUUGACAGGGAGAAAGCGAGCUGUCACAGCUCAUUUAUUAUCCACCACCAACACGCUGCCUCAGUUUAGCUGUUGAGUGCAACUCUGAGUUUUAGAAACCCAACCCUAAAAGUUCUGAAUGUUGGACUUAUUGUGAAACAGAAGGUUGAAGUCUGAGCCAUUACAUUGCUCUUAUUUCUCUCCUCUCAUGAUCCUUGGAGUCUGUCAUAGUUGACAUUGAGUGUGAUUGGGUGGGUUUGCUUGUUGGCAUGUCUAGAGCCAUCGUUACAAAAGCCCUGCCACUGUAGUAUUUGUGCCUGUUACCCUCUGUGGCAUGUAAUAAUGACUAGCUUCACACUGUGUGUAUGGGUGUUCAGUAUUUGUAUCUGUCUGGGGCGGGAUGGUGAUUGGAAUUGCUGGAGAGUUGUUAGGGAUGGGGCAUUUUGGCAAGGGUGUGUGUGUGUGUGUGUUAUAGGUUUGCAAUGCGUGUGUGAGAGUGUGUGUCCAUGUGCGUGUGUAUGCAGUUAGCACCUGUGGAUGGCUUUCCCGGGGUGAGUGCUCCAGCAGUAGGUCAGUAGGAAGUAUUAGAUCAGAGUUACGUAAUGUGAUCCUCCAGCUCUUUAUCCCCUUUGAGUCUCUUCCAGACCCUGACAGCCCCAUUCAGUCCCAGGGCAGGAGGCAGGAGGCUGGACCAGGGAUCAGAAAGCCAUGGAACACAGUCUCUCUCACACACAUGCACACAUGUACAUGCUGUGA
Molecule: messenger RNA, 1938 nt
Organism: Coregonus sp. 'balchen'
Lineage: Eukaryota; Metazoa; Chordata; Actinopteri; Salmoniformes; Salmonidae
Source: the annotation of a GenBank genome assembly